AGGAGAAGCUCAUGGAGGACAUUUGCAGCAGGUACGCACCCGGCCUCGGGCCGGAUGGCUUCUCGCCGCGCUCGUCGCGGGGGUCGGAGAACCCGUCGCCUGCGGACAGCAGCGACGGCGUCGAGGCCUCAGAGAGGCCCGGCGCCGGCGCGGCGCGCAGGGCGAAACCGCAGCUGGUGAGCGAUUUCCUGCUGUCCGUGCGGCGGGCCUCGACGGAGAAGGACGAGCGUCGCGUGUCGGUGGAGGACGGCGCGACGGCGCCACGCGAGGGCGGCAGGGGCUCCAGGAACACCUGGUCCGCGGCGUCGGCGCCCUCCCUGCUGGCGGGCGCCGGCGACGCGGGCGCCCUGAAGCGCUCGAGGACCCUCGAGACGCGGUGCAGCAGCGAGCACCAACCGAGCGCCGCCUCGGUGCCGGAGGACGAGGAGGAGGCCCCCAGGCGCUGCGCCGAAACCGCCGCGCUGGGCGGCCCCAGGCGCCGGCCGAGCCCGCAGCUCCCCGCCGUGGGCCCCCCCGACGACGGCGCGGAGGACGCGCCGGCCGCCCGGGCCAGGGCGCCGGACGCGGGCACGGACAUGAGCCCGCUCAGGGGCCCGAGGUGGUGCAAGCAGAGGUCCAUGAUCAGCACGGCCAGCGCCGAGCACAGCAGCACGGAGGGGCGGCGCACCGCGCUGCUGAAGGGGGCCUCGGCCAUGAGCAUCCAGACCUGCGACGGCAGGAUCUUCGAGGUUCUCGAGGAGCUGAAGAGCUCGCAGCCCCGGGUGGUGAACUCGCAGCCCAUCAUCGGGCUCCUCGCGGGGUCCCGCCUCGGCUCCACGCGGAACGGGGAGACGGUGGGCGAGGGCCUGUGGGAGCGGUCCAUGGUUUCGCCGAGCUCCAAGAAGACGAUUGCGCGGGAGGCGCUCGGGUCCCUGCUCCUGGUGCACGACUUUGUCAUGGUGCCGUUCCACGUCUUUGGGCCCCUCCUCGGCGCCUGGGAGACGGCCAUGUCGUGGAUCGCCAGGCUUUUCUGGACCCUGGACGUCCCCGCCUCCUUCUUCGCGGGCUACUUCAAGGUGCAGGGCAGCCCCGAGAUGCGGCCCGGGGUCGUCGCGCGGCGCUACGCGCGGACGUGGCUGGCCUUCGACCUGCUGUGCCUCGCCCUGGACUGGACGAACUGCCUCGGGGGCGGCCGCCUGCCCGUCGCCCACGGCUUCCACCUGGGCCACCUCGGGCGCUUCCUGCGCGUGGCGCGCAUCGCCCGGGCCGUGCAGAGCGCCAAGCUGUGGACGGACCGCCUCGUGCGCUCCGAGGAGGUGCGCCUCGUGGGCAGCAUCCUGUGGAGCGUGGUGCUGAUGCUGGGCAUGGCCCACUUCGUCGCGUGCGCGUGGUACGCCAAUGCGGCCGUAGGGGCGGAGGCGAGCUGGCUGCGCGAGAACGGCCUGAGGGACGCCACCGUCAUGGACCACUACGCCUUCGCGCUGCACUGGUCCCUGGCGCAGUACCCCGGGGAGAUGAUCCUUGCCCCAGAAGGCUCCAGCCAGCGGAUGUUCGCACUGGUCGUGGUCUUCCUCUUCUUCGUGGCGGCCGCCAUGUUUGUGAGUAGAAUCACCACGUCGAUGACCCGGCUACACAUCCUAUCCAGCCAUCAGUCGAAGCAGUUCGCUGAGCUCCACCGCUUCCUGAUCGACCACCGCAUCUCCCGCGAGCUCGCGAUGAGGGUUCAUAGAAACGCAGAGCACGCGCUUGCUAUGCAGAAGCGCAACGCGCCGGACAGCAGCAUCGAGCUGUUCCAGAUGGUAUCCUUGGACCUGCAGGUGGACGUCCACUACGAGGUGCACUCCCCCGUGCUGCUGCAGCACCCCUUCUUUCGAAACUUCAUGGAGGUGAACUCCGCGGCCGUCCGGAUGAUCUGCCACACGGGCGCGUCGAAUUUUAUACAGUCCCCUGGGGACAUCGUCUUCAGCAACGGGGAGACGCCGGUGCUGCCGAGGAUGCUCUUCGUCGUUGAGGGCAGUCUCUACUACACGAGGCAGCGCGAGAGAAAGGAUGUCAAGGAGGGGCAGUGGCUGUGCGAAGCGGUCCUGUGGACGAGAUGGACCCACUGCGGUACGCUGAUGGCUCGGAGCGACUGCCGCAUGCUGUCCAUAACCGCGCAAGCCUUCCACAAGGCGUGCGAAAAGUUCCCGUCCCUGCACCCUGGGGAGUACGCGGACCAGUUCGUGCACCACCUCAACGAGUACCUGGACGACCUGACGGACAUGCGCCUCAGCGACGCCCAGGUGGAGAGCAUGCUGGAGGCCGCCUUCCCCGAGUGGCAGGACGCCGCCUCGCCCGAGGCCCUGCGGCCCGACUCGCCCGGCUCGCAGGCCUCCCCCCUGGCGGGCCAGCAGCCCUCCGGGCCCGGCUGGGGCGCCUUCGCGCGCGCCGCGGCCGGCGGGCCCGGGCGCGCGGGCGCGGGCCGCAGGCCGCGCCGCGGCUCGCAGCUGAGCCUGGGCUCCUGCUCCCAGAAGUCCCUGCAGAGCCUGAGCAGCUCGGGCAGCGUCCGCAGCCUGCGCUCGGCCACGAGGCUGCCGCCGCCGCCGCCGUCGCCGCCGAGCGCGCCGGCCGAGGCGGGCGGCGCGGAGUUCAGCGCCAUCGCCUGCGGCGCCCCGCCGCAGCCGCUGCCGCUCGCCUCCGACCUCGGCCUCUGCGCGCCCGGCGAGCCCGGCGCCGGGGAGUUCGCCGGCCUCCGCCUGGCGCUGCCGCACCAGUGCGGGGCCGAGGCGGCGGCGCCGCCCGGGCCCUGAGCGCGCCAGGGCCCCGAGCGCCGCGCGCUCGAGCCCGCCCCUCUGGCGGGGGGCUCCGCCUCGCGAGCUCAGCCGCAGGGGGGCGCUCGCCAGGUCCCCAGACCCCCUCGAGUAAUGAAAAAAUCA
This is a messenger RNA of Prorocentrum cordatum, 2894 nucleotides long. NCBI's taxonomy places the organism in Eukaryota, Dinophyceae, Prorocentrales, Prorocentraceae. The record is from the annotation of a GenBank genome assembly.